This is a messenger RNA of Cynara cardunculus var. scolymus (artichoke), 699 nucleotides long. RefSeq lists its product as uncharacterized. The coding region runs from base 1 to 699 and encodes 232 amino acids. NCBI's taxonomy places the organism in Eukaryota, Viridiplantae, Streptophyta, Magnoliopsida, Asterales, Asteraceae. The record is from RefSeq and is a predicted model, not a curated record. The transcript has a single exon.
AUGGCUCCCCCUUCCUUUCUCUUGUACACCCUCUUAACCUUCUUCUUAUCUUUCCAUGGAAUCACGGCAGUCGAGUACGCAGUGAUCAACGAUGCCGCAACCACUCCUGGCGGCACCCGUUUCAACAAUGAAAUCGGGGUCUGCAAAGCAAAGCAAAUAAUGGCUACCGCCAACAGCUUCAUAUUGUACGCCAUCUUCCAACAAUCCUACCCAUCCGACCAAAAAGCGAUAGAUUUAGUGAACCUUUACAUCGAAGAGGUCAAAUUCCCCUUAACAGUCACUUGGGGCAACAACAAUAUUAAUUUUAGUUCCAUUUAUAUGGCAGGGUUUAAAGGGGACUUGAAAAGGGAAUUCAUGGCUAACGUGUACCAUGAAAUGACCCAUGUUUUACAAUGGACAGGCAACGGUAACGCCCCUCCUGGGUUGAUCGAAGGGAUGGCAGAAUAUACGAAAUUAAAAGCAAAUCUUACGCAACCCGGAUUUGCAGAACCGGGCCAAGGAGAUCACUGGCACCAAGGGUAUGAUGUCACGGCCCGAUUUCUCGAGUAUUGCGAAGGGAUCACACCGGGUUUUGUGGCAAAACUUAAUAAGAUGAUGAGAUUUAGAUUCGAGUUUAAGUAUUUUAAGGAUUUGACUGGAAAACCGGUUUACCAAUUGUGGCUGGACUACAAGGUUAAAUAUGGACAGUGCUGUAAUUAA